UAAACGUACAUUGUGAUCACUUUUAAUUGCGGUUGAAAGCACAAGAUUGGAAGAGCCGCCGUAGAACGUCUUACUUAAGAUGCACAGGGGCAAGGUCAUGGAGGUCAAUAGUUCAUGUGAUACAGCUCGACAAAAUGGCCGUUCUGAAAUACAUAAAGGUCCGGAACAAAUGUCCAGACAAAAUUUGUGAUUUUAAUCGCAGUAGGAAACACUUUAUUCCUACAUCUGGAACCAGAAGUUAAUGCUAGACAUACAAUUGUUGCAGAUCAUCCAUUACUGUAUGAACACAACACAAACCCAUUCUUCUGACAAAAAGGAAAUGAAUUUUAGCUGCAUGAGAUGACUGUUCUGCUGUUGGGCCAUUUUGCUUGUGUGUACAGGUAUGUGAAAACCAGUGUGUAAUGGAGAAUACUGAUGAAAACAUAUGUGUUGUUUGUGGAAAGAUGUGUCUGAAUGAAUGCAUCCUAAACAAUCAGCAGUGCACACAAACGAGAAAAAAGCCAUACAAGUGUGAUCUAUGUGGUAAAGACUUUGCUCAGUCAGCACAUCUAGAUACACAUUUCCGAACACAUACAGGAGAGACGCCUUUCAAAUGUGAUGUCUGUGGUAAGGAAUUUAGUGCAUCGUCGAAACUUUUGAGACAUUUCAGGUCUCAUACAGGAACAAGGCCUCACAAAUGUGAUUUCUGUGGUAAAGAAUUUAUAAGAAGAGACACAUUGCAGAAACAUAUAAGGACACAUACAGGAGAAAAGCCGUACAAAUGUGAUGUCUGUGGUAAGGGUUUUAGCCAGUCGUGUCACCUUCACACUCACUUCAUAACACAUACUGGAGAAAAGCCUUAUAAAUGUACAGUCUGUGGUAAGGUAUUUAGUCAGUCAUCUCACAUGCAGACACAUUUCAGGACACACAUUGGCGAAAGUCCUUUCAAGUGUGAUGUCUGUGGCAAGGAAUUCACAAGGCGUGAAUACUUACAGCUACAUAUGAUGACCCAUACAGGAGAGAAACCGUACAAAUGCGACGUCUGCGGAAAAGGAUUCACUCAGUCCUCUAACCUUCGUAGACAUUUAAGGUCGCAUACAAAAGAUAAACCUUAAUGAGGAUGAGGCGUCUACAGUGUUAAGAAAUUUACCACACUUUUCAGGCAAGAAGCACAUACUUGGUAAUAAGCCCAGGGCACUUAGUUGUAGUAAAUGUAUACAUUGACAUUAAGCAAUUUCAGAAAUCAAAUUACGCUUCAAAGGAUUAAAACCUGUCAAAAAAAUAGACAUGUUCUUUCAAACUAAAGAGGCAAAACUCAUUUUUCAGAGUCAAAAAAAUACUCGCUGAGGUCUACUGCUGCUGAGUGCCCUAAAGUUCACUCAUAUCUAUUGUUGUUUAGAGAUUUUACCAACAAACACUGUUUCAUUCUCCCAUAAAAGAAUUUUGUGUUUGUCCACAGGGCUUAUUGCAGAAUAUAUAGAUAUGGUAAUUUACAGGGUAUUUUGGAAGACCCCUUAAUUACAAGUGUCAAAACUGAAAGUGUCGAUUACUAUAGAAAUUACAGAAUGUCUCAUAUUUUAUCAUGUGAAUGUGAUGUUGUUCAGUAAACAUCCUUGUAAUAGUAUUAGGUAUUGAUGGAAUCAAUGCAUCAUUGCUUCAAGUGGUGAGUAGAUUGGCCCUUUUCCUUUAACAUAGAAACCUGAAUGUAUGCAGUGGAUUGCUAAAUAAGGGUGAGCUUAAAUCACCAAGAAUUAAUCUGAAUGGGAGAAGAAGGGUUCUGAACCUUCCUCCUGCUUGUUCAGAGUGACUCUUCUUGAGAUGAAUACCAUUAUUUAUUUGUCUGGAAAAGUGUUAAUGUAGUACAUUUAAAACAUAAUUUAUUCCUUCGCAUUUUUACACCGGACCAAAUCAUCAUAUAAUGAAAGGUAUGUUUACAAUUUUUAAGAAAAAGCUAUUAGUAUAAAAAAUAUCUGAUAUGAU
This is a messenger RNA of Ylistrum balloti, 1959 nucleotides long. Its product is annotated as zinc finger protein 239-like. The transcript is spliced from 3 exons. Lineage: Eukaryota; Metazoa; Mollusca; Bivalvia; Pectinida; Pectinidae. Gene Ontology annotation, cellular component: nucleus. Bases 402 to 1094 code for a protein of 230 amino acids. The record is from RefSeq and is a predicted model, not a curated record.